Babesia bigemina is the source of this 237-nucleotide messenger RNA. RefSeq lists its product as hypothetical. The coding region runs from base 1 to 237 and encodes 78 amino acids. The transcript is spliced from 2 exons. The record is from RefSeq and is a predicted model, not a curated record. NCBI's taxonomy places the organism in Eukaryota, Apicomplexa, Aconoidasida, Piroplasmida, Babesiidae.
AUGUUUCGCCGCUCGUACAACCACAUCUGGCGAACCGUGUUGCUCAAAGGCAGCCCUGCUAACAAGGUCGCAACCUGGAGCUGCGCUAUAUGCAUGUCACUAGCCUGGAUAUACGUCAGCGAAAAGCGCAAUCCGAGAGCAAACGGCAUUUUCUUCAGGAAGAGGGAAGCGGAGUACUUCACUGACGAAGAAAUAGCCAAGUGGAACGAAAAGUUUAAAUCGCAAAAUAAUAACUAG